UCCCUCGCUGCCUGCUGCCGCUCCUCCUACUCCUACUCGGUGACGGAGGCUGCGCUGGUGUUGCCGCCGCCGAGGCUGGCGCGGCAGUUGCUUCAAGGCGGCGGCAGAGACGGUGAGAACCGAAGGGUGGAGAAGGAUGGCGGCGUCGACGGCGGCCGGAGUAGUGUCGACGACGGGCAACACCGAGCGGCUCGGAUGGUCUUUGCUGCUUCUCUUGGGGCUUACUGGCCCGGCGGCGACGCUGGCUGGCUACAUUGAGGCACUUGCUGCCAAUGCUGGCACAGGAUUUGCUGUGGCUGAGCCUCAGAUUGCCAUGUUCUGUGGAAAGCUCAAUAUGCAUGUGAAUAUCCAGACUGGAAAAUGGGAACCUGAUACUUUUGGGACAAAGAGCUGUUUUGAAAGGAAAGAAGAGAUUCUGCAGUACUGCCAGGAGAUUUAUCCAGAGCUUCAGAUUACAAAUGUGGUGGAAGCCAACGAACCAGUCAGCAUUGAAAACUGGUGUAAAAAAGGCAAGAAGCAAUGCAAAGGCCAUACCCAUAUUGUUGUUCCCUUCAAGUGUCUUGUGGGCGAGUUUGUCAGUGAUGUCCUCUUGGUUCCAGAAAAGUGCAGAUUCUUCCACAGGGAACGGAUGGAUGUGUGUAACAGUCACCAGUACUGGCACACUAUAGCAAAAGAGGCCUGUUUGACUGAGGGGGUGAUCCUGCAUAGCUAUGGCAUGUUGCUUCCUUGUGGAGUAGACCAGUUCCAUGGCACGGAGUAUGUGUGCUGCCCUCAGACCAAAAUUGUUGACGAAGCACUUUCCAAGGAAGAGGAGGAGGAGGAAGAAGAGGAGGAAGAGGAGGAGGAGGAGGAAGACUAUGACAGUUACAAAAGUGAGUUCCCUACCGAGGCAAAUACAGAAGAUUUCACAGCAGCAAUAGCGGCGAUAGAUGAUGAAGAGGAGCAAGAAGAAGAUGAAGAGGAAGUGGUAAUAGACCGGGAUUACUACUAUGAUGGCUAUAAAGAUUACAAUGAAGAGCCUCCAACAGAGCCAAGCAGUGAAAAAUCUCUUGCUGAGAAGGAAAUAAUGAGUGAUGUGAAAGCUGUCUGCUCCCAGGAGGCGAUGACAGGUCCCUGCCGGGCUGUGAUGCCUCGUUGGUACUUCGACAUGUACAAGAAAAAGUGCAUUCGCUUUAUAUAUGGAGGCUGCGGAGGCAACAGGAACAAUUUUGAGUCAGAGGAAUAUUGUAUGGCUGUGUGUAAAAAGAUGAUUCCUCCUACUCCUGUGCCUACUGAUGAUGUGGAUGUCUACUUUGAAACACAAGCUGAUGACAAUGAGCAUGCCCGUUUUCAGAAAGCAAAAGAACAGCUAGAGGUUCGACAUCGCAACCGCAUGGACAGGGUGAAGAAGGAAUGGGAAGAAGCAGAGCGUCAAGCCAAGAAUCUUCCAAAAGCAGAAAGGCAGGCUCUCAUGCAGCGAUUCCAGGCAACAGCUAAAUCGCUGGAGAAGGAAGCAGCCAGUGAGAAACAACAACUUGUGGAGACUCAUCUAGCUCGUGUGGAAGCAAUGCUGGAUGACCGCCGUCGCAUUGCCCUUGAAAAUUACCUAGUUGCUCUGCAGACUGAUUCUCCACGGCCUCACCGUAUCCUCCAAGCUUUAAAGCGUUAUAUUCGCACUGAAAACAAAGACCGUCUGCACACGAUCCGCCACUACCAGCACGCUUUGGCUGUUGACCCAGAGAAGGCUGCACAGAUGAAGUCACAGGUGAUGACACAUCUCCAUGUGAUUGAAGAGAGAAUGAAUCAAAGUCUGUCUUUGCUCUACAAGGUACCUUAUGUGGCUGAAGAAAUCCAAAAUGAAAUUGAUGAACUACUUCAAGAACAGCGGGCUGACAUGGACCAGUUUACUUCCUCCAUUUCCGAAUCCCAAGUGGAUGCCCAUGUGAGCUCUGAAGAGAGUGAGGAGUCUCCCCUCUUUGAUGGCAAACCUUUCCGUCCAUUCCAGGUGAAAACUUUCCCAGCCUCAUUGGACAAUGAAGAUUCUCAGCCGGAUUUGUACCAUCCAGUGAAAAAAGGGUCUGGCAUGGCUGACCUUAAUGGACUGAUUGGAGCAGAAGAGAAAGUAAUUAACAGCAAGAACAAGUUGGAUGAGAAUGUGGUAAUUGAUGAAACCCUUGAUGUGAAGGAAAUGAUUUUCAAUCCUGAGCGAGUUGGUGGACUGGUGGAUGAGCCGGAAAAUGACAAUGCACUGCAUGACGACUUCAGCUUCAGCAGCAGUGCUCUCAUUGGCCUCCUGGUGAUAGCAGUUGCCAUAGCCACAGUCAUAGUCAUCAGCUUGGUGAUGCUGAGGAAGAGACAGUAUGGAACCAUUAGCCAUGGAAUUGUAGAGGUUGAUCCGAUGCUAACCCCAGAAGAGCGGCAUCUGAACAAGAUGCAGAACCAUGGAUAUGAAAACCCAACAUACAAAUAUUUGGAGCAGAUGCAGAUUUAAAAGUUAUUGAAACUGCAGCAGCCUUGACCAGCAGAGGAUCAGGGUGGGGAGGGCCAAAAUGGUCCAGUAUUUUGGAUCAACUAUUGACCAACAGUUGCUUGAAGAGGACUUCAUCUUCCAUUCAGAACUCCUGGAUCAUUUAAGACUUAAUUACUACUGUAGAGUUGCAAAUUCCAUUCUUUUAAAUGGGUGAGGAAAUGAUAAUAUAACAAUAUAUGAUAUAUAAACCUUAAAUGGGAAAAUGAUAUAUUGCAGAUAUUUGAGAUGUAGUUUUCUUUUUCUUUUUAAAGAAACUUAAAUCUAAUGAGAGAAAAUCCCAGUGCUGUUGUAUUGUCUGAUAACAAGCUCUCUGUAUAAAUGAGAAACGUUGUUUUACUUCUGAUACACCACUUGAAUAUUCAAGGUCAUGUACCAACCACGUUGUAUAAAUAAGACAUGUGGCUCUUUUGGUCAUUCUGGCUUUUAUAUAUAUACACAUAUAUAAAAGCAGUAUUCCUUUUUUAAAAAAGAUAAUUUCCCCCAAAGUUGCAAAAAUGAUGAAUUGGGCUUUAGGGGCUUUGGGAGAGAGAAAUAACCAGGGAAGCAAAUUCACAAUAAAGGAAACCUUAUAUAAAUUCUCAUGCCAUUGGCCUGUGCACUGCUGCUGCUGCGUGGCUUGGCUUUCAGAAAUCUAGACCCUGUAGAGGUAAGGAGGGAAAAAGCUUCAGCCAUUUUAGGGCCGCCUUAGUGAAAUACUUGGACAUGGUUAGUGCAUAUUGGGAUUGCAUACUUUGCCUUGCUUUCUGGACCCAGUCAUUGUACAAUUGGUAGCCUUUACAUUUGAAUUCAGACCCUUUCCUUCCUCCGUAAAUCAGCCUCCUUUAGCACCCUGCUUAGUGUAAGUGAACCUCUCUUUGUUAAUGUACCCCAAGCCCCCUCCCUUUAUGGUAGAUCAUGAUCAUUAAAAGUUUGGGAGGCUGAUAUAUCUUCCCAAGGAAGCUAGAGUUGAUACUGGGGUGUCUUCAUAAUUGGAGUCACUGAUAUGCCUGUAAAUAACACAGGCAUUGGUGAACUCAAGGAAUGACUGCAGUUUUGCUCUCCAUUAUGGGUGGAAUUAGGGAGGAUAGAGGGGAUGAUGUCUGCAUUAUGGAAAAGAGAAGGGAAUCUGAAGUGUCAAGGAGACUGAUCCAUUCACCACCAUGUCUUUGUAAUGCUUGUAUAGUUGGUGUUAAUGCUCACAGCUUUUUUAAAAUUCUGGAGGUUCUGGUAACCUGUGGUGUAUUUUUUUCUAUUUUUUGUGACCUUCCUUUAUCUUCCACCCUUUACCAUGUCUCUUCCCACUAUGCACAGAUUUACUUAACCUGCAGACUCCUUAAUGUGGUCUGUGGGGAAUGUGAAAAGUUGGAAACACAUCAAUAAACACUUUAACUUCCA
Messenger RNA from Rhineura floridana, 3883 nucleotides. RefSeq names its product amyloid beta precursor like protein 2 (gene APLP2). The record is from RefSeq and is a predicted model, not a curated record. Gene Ontology annotation, cellular component: membrane. The coding region runs from base 137 to 2470 and encodes 777 amino acids. The transcript is spliced from 18 exons. Gene Ontology annotation, molecular function: heparin binding; transition metal ion binding; serine-type endopeptidase inhibitor activity. Gene Ontology annotation, biological process: axonogenesis; central nervous system development. Lineage: Eukaryota; Metazoa; Chordata; Lepidosauria; Squamata; Rhineuridae.